AUGCCUCGUGCUCGGUAUAUGCGGGAGACCCCGUCCCCUGCUUCAUCGCGUCCUCUGCUUCAGGGAGAUAAGGACGCGGGAAAGUCUGGCAGGAAAUCAUCCUUAACGAACUCAUUCCAUCACUUUGCUCGAGCUGCGUUCCAGCCACUGAUCCGUCGUCAGCCAGACGAAGCAGAAGGUGAUGUGAAGCCCAUCGUUGCUGGCGCGGCAGCAUCCCGAGCAGCUACUAGGAGUAGCUCACUUCCGGUCCGUUCCCAGGGCACUCUUAACUCGAAACAAUCCUUUGGAUUCCAGCCUGCUGGAGUGAAGUCUCCUGAGCCCCCUUUACCUCCGCUACCAAAGUACUUGGCUCGUGGAACGACUUCCAACAUCCCAAAGCCAGUCCAGCCUGCUGCUAAUACUACUCUGCGCUGGCCAUUGUCAGACGAUGAUAAGAAGGAGAAUUGUGCACCUUCUGAGCCAGGCGUAAAGCCUUUCAUUGGGUAUCAGGACUUGAAGGCCUUGCGGGGAGCUGCUAAUGUGAAAGGAAAAGAAGCCAAGGGCCACGAGACCCCUUUGAAUCCUUCACCUGAUUCUGAUACCUCGUCUCAGGCCACAGUCAAGGCAACUUACGGGCCUGGUCUUCUGCUCCCCAAGUCUGCUGCCCGCUACUUCCCAUGGCCGGAGAGUAUCGCAGCCCAAAAGGCGGCCGGCCGUUCACUCUAUGCACUUGCUGAUGAUGAAGGAUACAACGAGAAUACCACGCAAAUGCCACAGGAAAUGCAGAGAACAAUCGAUGAGUGCGAAAAGGGGUCCGUUGAAGCAUUCAGCCGCAAGCCUAAUCUCGUUCGUCCACGCCAACUCCCUAAGAGCAAGACUAUGGGGGCCAUUCAUCAAAAGUCAGAUUUCGAGCCUGAGCCUCCAAUGUACCCAAUUCGUGAAGGAGCCCAGUGUUACUGCGAGGAUCCUCAUGCAGACACCUUGUCUGUUGAUAAGUUCGGGCGUGUUUCUCAGCGCAGCGCCUCCAUCGAAACCCCAGCUUCCAGUGACACCAUUGAUAUCAAAGUAGUCAAAAUCGCGAAGCCAUACGGUUACUGGCUCGGAAGACUCGUCACCUUGACAAACAGUUUCCGCUACGAAGGAGCGUUCAACAAGCCUGAUCCUUUCACUGGGUAUGGGAUCCCAGGCAACACCCUCGAAGGAAAAGCUUCCAUGUCCGUCAACCUGGAAGAUUACCAUAUCAAGCGCGCCUUCAUGGUCUUGGAGAGAGCCUGUCUCACGUCUGAAGCGAGUGCCAGCUUGGCCGAAUUCAAAGAAGCCUACUCCAGACGUUUUGGGCGUAAAUUCUCCCAGCGUUUUGCCACGGAGAUUGAGAAGGGCUGCCCAAAGUCCGAAAAGGCUGGUGGAAAGGGCGAAGCCGGUGUCAUGGAUAUUCUUCGCUCUGUCAGAAAGAGCUUCGGCUAG
Molecule: messenger RNA, 1443 nt
Organism: Trichophyton verrucosum HKI 0517
Lineage: Eukaryota; Fungi; Ascomycota; Eurotiomycetes; Onygenales; Arthrodermataceae
Exons: 2
Coding region: 1-1443 (480 amino acids)
Source: RefSeq, a predicted model, not a curated record